Molecule: messenger RNA, 525 nt
Organism: Oppiella nova
Lineage: Eukaryota; Metazoa; Arthropoda; Arachnida; Sarcoptiformes; Oppiidae
Source: the annotation of a GenBank genome assembly
AGUCCUCCGCCGACACUGCACUGGUAUAAGGACACCACAAUGAUCGACGGCUCCUACAUCAUCGACUCCCGGGGCUGGGCUCACAACGACCUCAUCAUCUAUAGGCUGUCCGCCUAUGACUUAAAUGCGGUGUUUAGUUGUCAGGCAAACAAUUUCCUUAACCACAGCCAACCCAUACGCUCGUCGUUUUCCAUUGAUAUUAACUUAAAUCCCGUAAGUGUUAACAUAGUAUCCGAAAAGAGUAUCCUAUCGGCCGGUCGUAAAGUAGAGAUCGUUUGCCAAACAAAAGGCUCCCGACCCCCGGCGGUGAUCAUAUGGUUUAAAAAUAAUAAACAGUUAACGCAUUCACAGGAAAGUGUGUCGAGCGAUGGCAACACUACCACAAGUGUACUGAAUCUGAUGCCAACACUGGCCGACAAUAACGCCCUAUUGGUCUGUAGGGCACAAAAUCUGCGCCUACAGUCGGGUCCACACAAGUAUGCGGAGGACGGCUGGGAAUUGCAAGUCUAUUCUAUAAACUAUUAA